Molecule: messenger RNA, 1975 nt
Organism: Diceros bicornis minor
Lineage: Eukaryota; Metazoa; Chordata; Mammalia; Perissodactyla; Rhinocerotidae
Product: ral guanine nucleotide dissociation stimulator-like
Exons: 7
Coding region: 810-1532 (240 amino acids)
Biological process (GO): Ras protein signal transduction; positive regulation of GTPase activity
Cellular component (GO): plasma membrane
Molecular function (GO): guanyl-nucleotide exchange factor activity
Source: RefSeq, a predicted model, not a curated record
GUUGUUUCCCAACUUUUGGAGGAUCUGGGCUCAAAAAAUCCCAGAAAGAGAAUCUUUUUGGUAGUUGGCGAUGUUGGCUCAGCCUUAAUUCUUGACGCCUCUGGGCAUCUGGCAGGAGGCAGUGAAAGGUAACACGGGGCAGCCCAGGAGAGGCUAGUGCAGGCCAGGGCACAGCUGUGAUCCCACCUGAUCAGCCCCACACCCCUUGCCCCUCUUUGUGUGUGUGUGCAUGUGUCUGUGAGGAGGGGAGAAGGCAGGACAUAAGGGGCGGGUCAUUCCUGAGCAGGAGCUGGUUGUUAGGUGUCGGAAACCUAACACCUAGGUCAUGUUCAUACCUCAGGCCAUGCCUGGAAGCAUGAGAAGGUGAGCUCCUCUACUCAUAUUGUUACCGAGCACUAGAGGAUUCAUCUCCUUCCCUCCCUGACCAGAGUUCUUUGCAGGGAUGCCCCUCUGUGCCUGAACUGAGGAACAGAUAUUCUCUUGGCGAUUGGCCCCAGUGGCAGUGUGCAGGCAGCCCCUGAUUCCUUCUGGCCCAGUUCCCAGGCAGUCUUUGCAGAACUCCACUCAAGAGGUUGUCGAGUAGCUGCCCAAUGGUUUCAAAUCCACCAACUCACUAGACAAGGGGCAGGUACAUGAGGCCAUCCACACUUUCCAGUGCUGCUCUGAGAUGAGAGCAGGAGCAGAGGGUCUCCACACUCAGGAGCUUGAGAUGACGGGGUUGGACUAGAACUAGGGAGAGACCAGACUCGGGCUGUCCCUUUUUUAAGCUAAAGGGGAUGUACAUGAAUGUCACCUUGCCUGGUUAGGAGAUGAGCUGCCGUGACCCUCUUACCCUUGUCCAGUGUGAGCUUCUGGAGGCCACUGAGGCAGAGCCAGAUGCGUCAGCUGCAGAGCUCCAGCCAGCGGCAGAAGAAGAGCAGUGGGCAGUGGUGGAGGUAGAGCUGGCUCCAGCUCUGUUGACACCACCCCCCCUAGCACUGGAGCCAGUGUCCCCUCCACCAGCAGUGUUGGAGGUGGAGCAAGGGCCAACAUGGGCUCCAGCAGGAGUGGGAGCUGCUGAGCUGGAGUCACCUGGACCAUCAUUUCUAGUGAGAAGUCCAUCUCCACCUGUGGCUCUUAAGGAGCGUGAGAAGCUUAAUCUCACGGCCUUCCUUCCUAAGCUGGUGGUGGAGCAGUUGACCAUGAUGGAUGCGGAGCUCUUCCAGAAGGUGGUGCCCUCUCCGUGCCUGGGCUCCACCUGGGGCAAGAGGAAGAAGCCGGGCAAUGAGCACCAGACACCCAACGUCCAGGCCACCGUCGACCAAGUCAGAAGGGUGGCCAGCUUCGUCAUCACGCCCUGCCUCGGGGACCCGAGCAUGACAGCCCAGGACAGGGUGAGGGUGGUGGAGCGCUGGAUCCAGUUGGCCCAGGAGUGCAAGAUCCUGAAGAACUUCUCCUCGCCCUGCACUGUAAUCUCUGCUCUGCAGAAAACCUCCACAAGCCACCUGAAGAACACACGGGGGAAGUUUCCCGGGGAAUGGGAUCAACCUUGAGAAGAGGACUGAGGAGCAGCAGUGGCACUCCCUGCAGGGGAGAAGAAAGAGGUGGAAAUCAGAGACCUUCUGGGCAGAACAGUCCUUGGCUCCACCCGCUGUAUCUUACAUUGAAUGGAAGAGUUUGAUAUCAGAGAAGUGGGAGACCCAUCCAAUUGGCGGGAAUACCGAGUCAUGAGUAAGAUCUUGCUGCUCCAGGAGGCUGCAAAGAAUUACAACCUAGAACCCGAGGGAGUGAUUUGGGGCCUCGCUCCAGGGCAUGGAGUUGCUCAACGAGAAUGAGAGCUACAACCUGUCCUGCCAGCCAGAUCCCUAGACCUAGUUGGCCUGCAGAAUAUGCAAGGCCAAGAAGAACCGGCCAUCAUCAAGGUCAGGGGUGAGUGAGUAUCUGGGCCGGGGUGACUGACUCCUGGGGGUUCAGUAAGGCUUCGGGCUAAGCGUGG